Oryza brachyantha (malo sina) is the source of this 861-nucleotide messenger RNA. Its product is annotated as E3 ubiquitin-protein ligase SINA-like 2. Gene Ontology annotation, cellular component: cytoplasm. The transcript is spliced from 2 exons. Gene Ontology annotation, molecular function: zinc ion binding; ubiquitin protein ligase activity. Bases 1 to 861 code for a protein of 286 amino acids. NCBI's taxonomy places the organism in Eukaryota, Viridiplantae, Streptophyta, Magnoliopsida, Poales, Poaceae. The record is from RefSeq and is a predicted model, not a curated record.
AUGGAGACGCCGAGCAAUGGUGCCAUGCAGAGGAGCUCCGUCGCCACCAAUGCCACCAUCGACCUCGAAGCUCUCGACUGCACCAUAAUCCCCUCAACCCCCCCCCCCCCCCCCACCAUAAUCUGUGGAGUUGGGCAUGUCAUCUGCUCGUGCUGCCAUGGCAAGCUCGUCGACAGGAUCAGGUGCCACCUCUGCAACAUGGACGGCGGCUACAACCGCUGCAUGGCCGUCGAGCACAUCCUGCAGUCCAUCUUGGUGCCCUGCCCCAACGCCGCCCACGGCUGCACCGCCAAGACGGCCUACCACGACGGCGAAGGGCACGCCGACGAGUGCCCGCACGCGCCGUGCUUCUGCCCCGAGCCCGGCUGCGGCUUCGCCGGCGGCACCGCCGAGCUGCUCGCCCACUUCACCGCCAGGCACGGCUGGCCGCUCACCGUCAUCAGGCGCAACAACAGGGCGGUCGACCUCCAGCUGCAGGAAGGCAGGCGGGUCCUCCACUUCCUGGACGUCGAGGGGGACGGCGGCCACCUGUUCCUGCUCAACGUCGCACCGGCGGGCCCGGCCGGGGUCGCUGUCGGCACCGUGCUCCUCGUGGAGCCCCGCGUCGGCGCGACGUCGACACCCGCACCGCCCAUGUUCGAGUGCCACGUCGCGUUCUACUGCCGCGCCACGGGCUCGCGGCAGUCGUCGGAGUUCGCGGUGAGGAGCACGAGCCUCUCCGACGGGUUGCCGGUGGACAGCUACGCGUUCGUGGUGCCCAAGGUUGGUCAGCCUCCCGCCACCGCCAGCGUCGUCGUCUCCGCCUUCGACGUCUCCAGGCGACGAGCACGCAGCGGUGAUCUCAGGCUAAGGAGCAACUAG